Messenger RNA from Uncinocarpus reesii 1704, 582 nucleotides. RefSeq lists its product as uncharacterized. The coding region runs from base 1 to 582 and encodes 193 amino acids. The record is from RefSeq and is a predicted model, not a curated record. The transcript has 3 exons. NCBI's taxonomy places the organism in Eukaryota, Fungi, Ascomycota, Eurotiomycetes, Onygenales, Onygenaceae.
AUGUGGGAGAGCAGCCACCGGCCCACGUCCAUCUCCAUCGAGGCCCCGCAAACUCCAGCUCCUUCGUUGCAGGCAGUCCUGCAGUUGAGUGUGAAUUUGGCCCGUUGCCAUGGGAAUCAAUCUCCCCCUCAAGGGCCGGCCAACAUCAAUCCGUUGGACCAUCUAUGGGAAGACCUUGUCGCUCUUCCAUCCGGCCAGGGAUCUCGAUUAAACCCCCUCCAUCGGGGUUCACCAGCUGGUCAUGCCACAAGGCCACCGGUGAAAAAUCGCAAAGCAGCUGCCUUGGAAUCGGGGGAAAGGCUGAACGCGGCCAGCGACAGGCAGAAUGAUCAGGGGAACGAGCCAAGUGCUCAGCCCUUUGGCGGGUGGCCGAACUAUGUAACUAUGUCCUGUACAAACAAUCCAGAGGCAACGGCUGCAAUGCGAAGUCAUGCAGCCAGCUGGGUUCCGGCCCAGGUCCAAGAGAGGUUGGGCGAAAAUUUUCGAUGGCGAGAUGGCGAAAAGCCUGUGACAGCACAGCGAGAGCGCAGCAGCAAAUCCUUGAGGAUCAGGAAAAAGUGGACUCCAUCUAUAACUAAUUAA